Lathyrus sativus (Indian pea) is the source of this 2862-nucleotide messenger RNA. Lineage: Eukaryota; Viridiplantae; Streptophyta; Magnoliopsida; Fabales; Fabaceae. The record is from the annotation of a GenBank genome assembly.
AUGAACCGCCACACAACAACACUUCUCCUCCUCCUCCUUCUACCUUCUCUUGUCCUCACAACCACCCACCCAAACGACAUCAAAAUCCUCAACCAAUUUAGAAACAACCUCGACAACCCGGAACUCCUACAAUGGCCAAAACAAUCUCCCGACAACGACCCGUGUUCCACUCCAUCUUGGAAAUUCAUCUUCUGCCAAAACGACAGAGUCACUCAGAUUCAAACCAAAAACCUCAAUCUCUCCGGCACCUUACCUCAAAACCUCAACGAACUCACCGAACUCUUCAACAUAGGUCUCCAGAACAACAAACUCCACGGUCCUCUACCGUCGCUAAAAGGCUUAACAAAUCUCAAAUACGCUUUCUUCGACAACAACGAAUUCGAUUCCAUCCCAAACGAUUUCUUCCAAGGGUUACCGAGUUUGGAAACUCUCGCAUUGGAUAAAAAUAACCUCAAUGUUUCUACUAAUGGUUGGCAAUUUCCUUCCUCUUUGCAGGAUUCACCACAGUUGACAACUCUUUCUUGUAUGAGCUGUAAUUUGGUUGGUUCUUUGCCGGAUUUUCUUGGGAAAAUGAACUCUCUUUCGUUUUUGAAGCUUUCUGGUAACAGAUUAAAGGGUGAGAUUCCGUUGAGUCUUAAUGGUUCUGGUUUGCAGACUCUUUGGUUGAAUAACCAGAAGGGUGAGGGUGAGUCACUUUCUGGGAGUAUUGAUGUUGUUUGUACUAUGGCUUCUUUAACUAGUUUAUGGCUUCAUGGAAACCGAUUCACCGGUUCGAUUCCGGAGAAUAUCGGGGACUUGGUUUCUCUUAAGGAGCUUAAUCUCAAUGGCAAUGAUCUUGUUGGGCUUGUUCCUAGUUCUUUAGGGGAUAUGGAAUUGGAUAGUCUUGAUUUGAAUAAUAACAGGUUUAUGGGUCCAAUCCCAAAUUUUAAAGCUUUGAAAGUUAGUUUUAGUAACAAUGAUUUUUGUUUGAAUGAAACUGGUGUUGCUUGUUCUUUUGAAGUUAUGGCUCUUUUAGGGUUUUUGGGUGGGUUGAAUUAUCCUUCAAAUUUAGUUGAUUCAUGGAGUGGGAAUAGCCCUUGUGAAGGACCAUGGUUGGGGAUAAAAUGCAAUGUGGAUGGUAAAGUUUCGAUGAUUAAUUUGCCACGUUUUAAUCUUAGUGGUAGUUUGAGUCCUUCUGUGGCAAAUUUAGGUUCUUUGGUUGAAAUCAGAUUGGGGGGUAAUCAUAUCGAUGGCGUGGUGCCUAGUAAUUGGACUAGUUUGAUGAAUCUGAAAUUGUUGGAUCUGAGUGAUAAUAAUAUUUCUCCGCCUUUGCCGGUUUUUAGAAAUGGAUUAAAACCUAUGGUUGAUGGGAAUUCUUUGUUGAAUGGUGGUGGGCCUGAAGGUCCUUCCUCGGGGAAAAACAGUCCAUCGGGUGGAUCGGGGAAUAAAGAUGAAGGUACGAAGGGAGAGUCAAACUCAAGUUCAGGUGAUUCGGUUGAACCGAAAAAGUCCAAAAGGAAAAGCUUGGUUUUGAUUGUAGCUCCCAUUGCUGGUGUUGCGGCUGCUGCUUUUCUGUUGAUUCCGCUAUAUGCGUAUUGUUUUAGGAGGACAAAGGAUGGAUUUCAGGCUCCAAGUUCACUCGUGGUUCACCCGAGAGAUCCGUCUGAUUCGGACAGUGCUGUAAAGAUAGCUGUUGUUAAUAAUACCAACGGAAGUGUUUCCACUUUGACAGGGAGUGGGACUGGUAGUAGAAACAGCAGCGCGUUUGGGGAGUCUCAUGUCAUUGAAGCUGGAAAUCUUGUGAUAUCGGUUCAAGUUCUAAGAAACGUGACAAAGAAUUUCGCCCCUGAGAAUGAACUCGGCCGUGGUGGAUUCGGAGUUGUUUAUAAGGGAGAGUUGGAUGACGGUACCAAGAUUGCAGUAAAAAGAAUGGAAGCAGGUGUGAUAACCAAUAAAGCAUUGGAUGAAUUUCAGGCUGAAAUCGCAGUUCUGUCGAAAGUUCGACAUCGACAUCUAGUGGCCCUUAUAGGUUAUUCCAUCGAAGGUAACGAGAGGAUUCUAGUAUAUGAGUAUAUGCCGCAAGGUGCUCUCAGCCACCAUCUUUUCCAUUGGAAAAGCCUUGGACUCGAGCCUCUCUCGUGGAAGAGGAGGCUCAACAUUGCCUUGGAUGUUGCUAGAGGAAUGGAGUAUCUUCAUACUCUGGCUCAACAGAGCUUCAUUCAUAGGGAUCUUAAGUCCUCAAAUAUUUUACUUGCCGAUGAUUUUAGAGCUAAAGUCUCGGAUUUUGGAUUGGUAAAACUUGCUCCUAAUGGCGAAAAAUCAGUAGUGACCAAACUUGCUGGGACCUUUGGGUACUUGGCUCCUGAAUAUGCAGUGACAGGAAAAAUCACAACCAAAGUAGAUGUUUUCAGUUUCGGUGUUGUGUUAAUGGAGCUGUUGUCUGGAUUGAUGGCACUUGACGAGGAUAGACCCGAGGAAAGCCAAUACUUGGCAGCAUGGUUCUGGAAUAUAAAAUCAGAUAAGAAGAAACUAAUGGCUGCUAUUGACCCAACUCUCGACAUAAACGAAGAAACAUUCGAGAGCGUUUCAAUUAUAGCUGAGCUAGCCGGACACUGCACAGCUAGAGAACCAAACCAGAGGCCAGAAAUGGGGCAUGCUGUCAACGUCCUUGCACCGCUUGUUGAAAAAUGGAAACCGUUUGACGACGACCCCGACGAGUAUUCCGGCAUCGACUACAGUCUUCCGCUUAACCAAAUGGUGAAGGGUUGGCAGGAGGCGGAAGGAAAAGACACGAGUUAUAUGGACUUAGAAGACAGUAAGAGUAGUAUCCCCGCGAGACCUACUGGAUUUGCAGAUUCUUUUACUUCGGCGGACGGCCGGUGA